UAGAGCCCCAUGCCCCUCUCCCACACCUUCUCUUUAGGACUGGAUGGGUUGUCUGAGCGCUGUGCCCAGUACAAGAAGGAUGGAGCUGACUUUGCCAAGUGGCGCUGUGUACUGAAGAUUGGAGAACACACUCCCUCAGCCCUUGCUAUCAUGGAAAAUGCCAACGUUCUGGCCCGUUAUGCCAGCAUCUGCCAGCAGAAUGGCAUCGUGCCCAUCGUGGAGCCUGAGAUUCUCCCUGAUGGGGACCAUGACUUGAAGCGCUGUCAAUAUGUCACUGAGAAGGUGCUGGCUGCUGUCUACAAGGCUCUGAGUGACCACCAUAUCUACCUGGAAGGCACUUUGCUGAAGCCCAACAUGGUCACCCCAGGCCAUGCCUGCACCCAGAAGUAUUCCCAUGAGGAGAUUGCCAUGGCAACUGUCACUGCGUUGCGCCGCACAGUGCCCCCCGCUGUCACUGGUGAGCCCACCCCCUCUCCUUGGCCUCAGGGAAGUAGAUGAACUAAACCCACACACCUGGGUCUCUGACUAA
Molecule: messenger RNA, 529 nt
Organism: Fukomys damarensis (Damara mole-rat)
Lineage: Eukaryota; Metazoa; Chordata; Mammalia; Rodentia; Bathyergidae
Product: fructose-bisphosphate aldolase A
Exons: 3
Coding region: 10-498 (162 amino acids)
Biological process (GO): fructose 1,6-bisphosphate metabolic process; glycolytic process
Cellular component (GO): cytosol
Molecular function (GO): fructose-bisphosphate aldolase activity
Source: RefSeq, a predicted model, not a curated record